Messenger RNA from Heteronotia binoei (common prickly gecko), 3007 nucleotides. RefSeq names its product TBC1 domain family member 2 (gene TBC1D2). Bases 1 to 2757 code for a protein of 918 amino acids. The transcript has 13 exons. The record is from RefSeq and is a predicted model, not a curated record. Lineage: Eukaryota; Metazoa; Chordata; Lepidosauria; Squamata; Gekkonidae.
AUGGAAUCAGAUUCUGGGAGUCAGGAGUUUGCUGUGCCUGCACCUUCAAGUAAGUCAGAAGAAGAGAAUGUGGCAGAUGUUGGAAGCGAGGAGAACUGUGCUGUCAAACAAGCUGCCCUACCUUCUUGCCACAAAGGUUUGGAAAACGCCUAUCUGAAACCUUGCCAGGAAGCCCCCAGAAAGAAACUCUGUGGCUAUUUGCACAAAUAUUCUGGGAAAGCACCGAUAAGGGCCUGGAAGUCUCGUUGGUUCUUUUACGAGGAGAGCAAAUGCCAUUUGCUUUACUACAGGACGGCUCAAGAUGUUAACCCUUUGGGGAGCAUCGACAUCUCCAGUGCUAGCUUUGAUAUCAAGGCUGGAGCCAACGAGGCAGUUUUUGAAAUCAGGACUCCCAGCAAAGAAUUUAUCCUUAAGGCUGUCAGCAAACAAGCCAUGAUGUACUGGUUGCAGCAGUUACAGAUCAAGCGUUGGGAGUUUUGUAAUAACCAGCGUUGGAGUUUGGUAGAGGAUGCUGUGGACGAAGGCCAGUUUAGCUACACUGAAGCAGAACAUGAAUUUUUGCCCCCCGUGAAAACUCCCACCGAUGUGGUUGGCUUAAAGGCAGCUUCUCUACAGUCCCCUGUAUCUUUUCAGAACAUCUCCCUCAAGCAUCCGUGGAUUGAAAUACAAAAUACCGUGCAUAAUCUUCGUGGCAACCGGCAGAACCGAGGAGACUCUGGUGGCACGUUUAAUUUUGAGGAGACCCAAGAAAAUUUUGAAAUCAUAGCUGAGGAAGAGCAUGUGGAAGCAGAAGCUGAGGAGACAGUCAGUACAGAAACCCAAGAAAAUACAAGGAUGAAGAUCAAGCCUUCUUUUAUUCAAAAAACCAAAAAAGGGAACAGUUUCUCUCGCUUUGCGGAAGGGACAGGACAGGACAAAGUAGCUUCUUUUAAGCACCAAAUUUUAGUCCUCACAGAAGAAGUCAAGUCCCAGAAGGAACUGGUUAAACUUCUCCACAAAGCUCUGGAAGCAGCUCAGCAAGAGAAGCGAGAGUCCUGCAGGUACCUGGCCACAGCGAAGGAGAAGGACAGGCUGGAGUUGGUGAGGCACAAAGUCAGGCAGAUUGCAGAGCUGAACAAGCGGGUUGAAGCGCUGGAAACAGAGAGGAAGGAUCUGGAACAUCGGCUUGCUUUGAAGGAAGAGCAUGUCGAGGAACUGCAGGCCCAUGUGCAACUCCUGAUGGACAAGAACCAGGCCAAGCAGCAGGUUGUCCUAAAGCUGACAGAACAACUCACCAAAGAAAUGUCAGAGGAGGCAGAUACCAUUGCUACAGAAACCUUGUACAAGCAGCAGGAAGAGAUUGAACAUUUGAAGGAUGACCUAGAAGCCUAUAAAACGCAGAACCAGUUUUUGAAUUCUGAAAUCCACCAGGUUACUAAAAUCUGGAGCACAGUGGCACAGAGAGAGAAGAUCCUUCUGAUGAAAUGUGCUCGCCUGCAAGCCCACAACUGUCAGAUCGAGAGCAAAUACCUGAUGAUGCUGCGGAAGCUGCAAGGACUGCCGGACUUGGCCAGUGACCAUGUGGAAAUGGUGAAGGGCCUAAUCCAGGAGGCACUGCAGUGGAGCGUGAAGGAGGAAGCCACCGUUCCUGUUCAACAGAGCCCAAUCAAUCAAUACGAUGAGUAUGGGUUUAUGACAGUUCCUGACUAUGAAGCCGAAGAUUGGAAGCUUCUGGCAAAAAUCCAGGCUCUGGAGAUCAAGUCCAGCCACCUCCUGAACCACGAUGCUCUGGAGAAAUCCCUUUCUGAGCGGUGGAAUAACCUUGGGGAACUGCUCCCUUCCUCAGAGUUAAAGAGUCUACUACGCUGUGGAGUGCCAGUCGAGCACCGCCAGAGGGUGUGGAGAUGGAUCAUGAGUCAUCAGGUGCAGCAUAUCCGUUCUCCUGGCCACUACAAGAACUUGCUCAAGCAGUGCGAGGCUGCUGACCAUCCAGCUUCCCGUCAGAUCGAGCUGGAUCUGCCCCGCACGCUGACCAACAACAAACACUUUACAUCACCUACCUCUCAGCUCAUUCCCAAACUCCGAAGGGUUUUGCUGGCAUUCUCCCGGCAAAACCCUACCAUUGGCUACUGCCAGGGAUUGAACAGAUUAGCAGCCAUUGCCCUGUUGGUCCUUGAGGAGGAAGAAAACGCUUUCUGGUGUCUGGUUCACAUUGUUGAGAAUCUGAUGCCUUCGGAUUACUACAGCAACACACUGAUAGGCUCACAGGUUGAUCAAAGAGUCUUCAAAGACUUUUUGUCAGAGAAGCUUCCCAGGCUGACGGCUCACCUGGAGCAGCACCGGAUCGACUUGGCUCUUGUGACCUUCAACUGGUUCCUGGUUGUAUUUGUAGACAGUCUUAUCAGUGACAUUCUCUUCAGGGUCUGGGAUGCCUUUCUGUAUGAAGGGACAAAGGUAAUAUUCCGUUAUGCUUUGGCAAUCUUUAAAUACAAUGAAGAUGCAAUUUUGAGGAUCCAAGACAGCCUGGAAAUUUACCAGUACCUUCGUUUUUUCACCAAAACCAUUGGUGACAGCAGGAAGCUUAUGAAUAUUGCCUUCAGUGACAUGAAUCCGUUUCCCAUGAAGCUGCUUCAAAAUCGGCGGGAAGCGCACAGGUUAAAACUGGAGGCCGAGCUGAGAGAACUGGAGAGGAUAAAAGCGCAGUACAUGAGGGAACAGGCAGAACAUUUGGCCGGUCACCUGGAUGGCACUGUGAGCGAGGAUGAAGAGGAGAGUUAGCUCGUAUUUCUUCCUCUUUGCGUGUCUUCAGAUAUUUAGCCUUCUCGCCGAACAGAAAAGUGGCUGUUGUUUUGUUCAAGGUAAAACCCUUGAGCUCCGAAUGGAGGUCCAUUGGAUUGCCUUUCAGUGUAUCAGACAAUUGUGUACUGUGUACAACUUUACCUACCGAUGCUCUUUCUGGAUGCAGCACAUGGUGUUCUGUGGGCUGGAUGUCACUGUGUUAUAAAAUGUACACUCUGUCUUUCUGGAU